Pelobates cultripes (western spadefoot toad) is the source of this 571-nucleotide messenger RNA. The record is from the annotation of a GenBank genome assembly. Lineage: Eukaryota; Metazoa; Chordata; Amphibia; Anura; Pelobatidae.
GAGCUACUAGUCGGGCAAAAUCGACUAGACUUUGGAAAAGGGCAAAAGCCCAAUUGAACUCUGAAUCUGAGCUCAGGGAUAUUGAGGAGGAGUUCCCUGAGUACUAUAUGGAGGUGUACCUGUACUCACACCUGCUCUGCUUCAGCCUGGCUGCAAGGCCUCAUAUAAGGCUAAACACUCCUCCAAAACAAUAGAGAUGGACAGUACCAUACCUGUCACGGAUGGCGCGAUUAAUUUACCACCGCGCAAAAGAGCUACUAGUCGGGAAAAUCGACCAGUCUUUGGAAAAAGGCCAAAAGCCCAACUGAACUCUGAAUCUGAGCUCAGUGAUACUGAGGAGAAGUUCCCUGAGUCCUGUAUGGAGGAUUCAGAGGAUAUUUCUGAUCCUGAUUAUGAAAUUACUGAUGAAGAGGAUGCUAAUCCCGUUCGGGAUACACGUCCUGUUAACCCUACUAAGACUGAGGUAGAUUAUGCUGACUCAGUUACACCAAAAGGAUCUUGGACACUCAAUGUGAACCCCUAUUCGAAUCUGACGACCUAUGUCACCCAUUGGUCUCCUCAGACCAUGUAG